Sphaerodactylus townsendi is the source of this 2728-nucleotide messenger RNA. It is a transcript of the gene LEKR1, whose product is annotated as leucine, glutamate and lysine rich 1. The transcript is spliced from 10 exons. Bases 63 to 1814 code for a protein of 583 amino acids. The record is from RefSeq and is a predicted model, not a curated record. Lineage: Eukaryota; Metazoa; Chordata; Lepidosauria; Squamata; Sphaerodactylidae.
CCCGAGAUGAGACCGUGUGUAAAUACUGCGGAGUCAGCUAUUUGAUCCUUCAUGAGUUUAAAAUGUUAGAAGAGAAAGUCAAAGCCAUGGAAGAGAAGGUGAAGUUAUAUGAGGGAAGUGUGGAACGGGAAAAACAACUCCAAGAAAAGCUACAGCGCCUAAGUCAAGAUUUCGACCAGUGCACAGCAGCCAGUGAAUCAAAAACAGAAAGAAUAAAGAAAUUACACCUGGAGAUGGAACAGAAGCAAGAUGUAAUACGAAUUCUAAGUGAACAAUCGAGAUGCCUCCAAGAAGAGAAAGAAGCUUUUCACAAGCAGGCACAACGGUGGAGGCAAACAGUGGAGCAGCAUCAGUCAGCCUUAACAAAAGCCUGUGCACUUCUUCCUUUCAUCAGAGGAGAGUUUAAAAGUAUCAAAGCAGACCUGUUUGGCAGUAUCAACAAAUGGACAAAGCUAAAAGGACAGACUUCUUUACAGAUUGAAAAUAUGAAGCAGACGGCAUUUGCUGAUUUAACGAGUCAAGUGGAGAGAACGGAACACAAAUUCCAGAAAACAGCUGCUGAAAUGGGCUAUUAUAAAGAGCUGUUCAUGAAAGCAUCAAAAGAAGUCCAGGACUAUCAAAGCGAACUGCGAAAACUGAAAUCUGAUAUUGGAAGAUCAGAAUCGCGAUUUACUAAUACCCUGAAAGAACAAGAGCAAUCUCUGCUCGCCUGCCAACAAGUAUGCAAAUGUUUACAGGAAGAGGCAGUUGAGAAAGAAAAGGAAGAAGAAGGUCUGAAAAAAAGAACCAGCCACUUGGAGAGCGAACUGGAAACAAUUAAGAAUCAUCUCAGGCUGCGGGAGGAAGAAGUAGUAAUGCUUAAGAAAGAAAGGGACUCCCAUCAGAGCAGAAUGAAGGAGCUACAGGAAACGUUCAGGCAGAAGGUGAUGAGGGAAAAGAACUGGCAGGAAAAGAUCGAAGCUGAUCAGCAGAAAGAAGAGGCCCAUCACAAAGAAGAGAUUCUCAGAAUCCAGAAUGAAGCUAGAAUGGAAUUAGACAUCGAGAAACAAAAGCAUCAGGAAAUGACAGCAAAAUAUCAGAGAGAUCAAGAUGAACUGCUACAGAGAAAGGUACCUUCAUUAAUACACAGCGCCGUUAAUAAUCUGAAAAUGGAAAUGGACAUCCUUGAAAAGAAGCUUCAUGAAGUACAGACCAAACUUGCGGAGAAAAACAAGGAGGCAGAAGAAGAGCGGCAAAGCCUUGAAAAGCAGGUGGCGUACCUUGAGAUCCAGCUGUCAGAAGAACAGAGUACCCAUCAAGCAGUCACAGAAGACAUGGCAGAAGAAAUGAAAAAGAAGUCCCAUGAGCUGGGAAAGAUAACCCACGAACUUGCACGGUUGAGCCAGAAUUUGCAUCAGGUUCAAGAAGAGAAUGCUCUUCUCCAGGACACGGUGCGCAGGGAGUGUGAGGAACGCUAUGAGCUCACCGAAGCUUUAACCCAGGCCAGAGAACAAGUCACGGAGCUAAAGAAGCUCAGUGGAAAUUUCCCGUUGUCACAGUGUUCUCUCAGUCAGGGCAGCCUCACCUCCUGCCCUGCCUUGGUCAAUGGUCACAGUCAUAAAAGCUCAAGUCGUGGGAGAGGAAGAACACCCCCGGGACUCUGUGGCAUUUCAAGAGCCUCUAAUGUACUAUCCUGCAGCUGGUACAAGAGCAGGGGCAAUGGGAGUGAGCCUGGACUUCCUGUGCUGCCACCAUCAAGCAGAAGAGUAUCUUCUCUGGAUGAAUCCAGGAGGAGGAUCGCAGCAGCUAUAACGAGGCAGCUGAGUCAGCAGUGAUGCUUCAGGGACUCCGGUUGUCCAGAGUAGGGGAAAAACUCUGGAGCAAGUCUUUGGACCGGCCUUAUCAGACAACAAUUACCAGUGAAACGUGGGGUUUCUUUCCGGCAAUUAGCACACUUCUAGGACUGAAUGUUUUAUACAGAUAACAUCAAAUUAAGCUAAAGGUCAUGUAAAAAAAUAGCUCAUAUGUUUAUGUUUUACAGUACAAUCAUGAAUCAGCUUUUCGGUGUCUUAAGUCUUGUUCUCUGGUCGAAGCAGACUUGACCCCUGUAUAGGCGCUUCUGUGGUUUCUCUCUCUCUCUUUUUUUAAUGCUAAUUUGCAGCGCUCUGAAGACCAGGGGAAAGUCACUGGGGGAAAGACACCGUUUAACCCUUUCCUACCAUAUCUGUUAUACAUUGCGGAACACUGCUCCCAAAGUUGAAAUUGGCAUUGGUGGAAAAAUACACUCAGGCCUGUAUAUUUUUUCCAUGGGAGCCAAUCACUAAAGUGGUCAAUCUGUGUCUGGACUAUACUAGUUCAGUUUCACAUGACUGAAAUAUCUUCCAUGCCAAAAAGAUUCACAGAAAGUCAACUUGUUAGGGAGAACGGGCAUGUCCUUCUGAGAUCUGAUUUUCCUUGAGGGAAGUUUUUAUAUGGAGGAGCAUUCAAACAUACGAACCCCCACCUACCGUCUGAAGUGAUUUGGACACAGGUGGGCCACCUCAGUGAGAACUAAAUGCCGUGUUUGUGUGUAUAAAAUAUGGUACAUAAAUUCAGGCACUCAACACACAUGUGCAUCGUAGUAUUUUCAUCCCGCUCGUUUCGGUGGUAGUUAAAAAGUAAGCAAAAUGUGUACACUUAUUUUCAGACCCUCUGGGGUUCUCUGUUUUUUCUUGCAGCCUGGGUUAACUGCUCUUAUUAAAAACAUGAU